This is a messenger RNA of Polistes dominula (European paper wasp), 4736 nucleotides long. RefSeq names its product gamma-tubulin complex component 6 (gene Grip163). Gene Ontology annotation, biological process: cytoplasmic microtubule organization; spindle assembly; microtubule nucleation. Lineage: Eukaryota; Metazoa; Arthropoda; Insecta; Hymenoptera; Vespidae. Gene Ontology annotation, molecular function: microtubule minus-end binding; gamma-tubulin binding. The record is from RefSeq and is a predicted model, not a curated record. Gene Ontology annotation, cellular component: gamma-tubulin complex; microtubule organizing center; spindle pole.
AUAUUUGUUGUGUGUGUGUGUGUGUUGUAUGAAUGUGGAAUAAGAGAAAUGUCAGUUGUCACAUUUUUUACUAUAAUUGUUGAGUAUUGAGUUAAUCAUGAAUUUGAAAAAAGAAAAUUCAGACGUUUACCAUCUUAUAACAGAACUAAGUAAACAAAUAUUUCAAAAACAAUGUGUGUCAUUAGAACAUCCAUAUCUAGUGCAGAGUGUUAAUGAUGUUGGUAAAAUUAAAAAAUUAAGAAGUAAAGCUUUUGAGAUCCUAUUAAAUAAGAGCAAGAUAACGCAACAUGCCGAUGAAGAGGAGACGAAGAAAGAUCCUGUAAUAGAGAUAUACAAGUAUGCAUUUGUAUUAAAACUUAACAUGAGACGCGUAUCGGAUGGUGUAUUAUUAGAAAACCUCCUGGAUGAUUUGAACGUUAACGAUUUACAAACAGAAAGUAUGGUAUAUUCGGUUUUGCAAUUGCUUACGAAAUUACUAAACUAUCAUAAUGAUCAAGAGCCUGAUUUAAACAUCUUUUACUACUCGAGUAGCAAUCCUGCUUUAUUGGAACCACUUCAAACGUUAGAAAAUGUAUCGCAAUUUCCAAUAUAUCCUAUAGAAACAUUUAUAUUAUCGAAUAAAUUGGAUGCCAUGCUAGAUAUUCAAAAAUGUUAUAUUAUCCAACAAACAACUGCUAACUCCGUUAAUAGAUCAUACUUAUAUAAUCAGAAUCUAUUGAAAUAUUCGAAUAAAGUAGAGUCUUCUAGAACUGACAUCGGUUGGUUUUCCAUACCAAAGUGUAUAACCGAUUCCUGCUCCAGAGAUACUAUUUCAUACUUUUUACCACAGACAAUGACAGACAUGAAUUAUAAUACAAAUUAUAUGGAUAAAUGUGAAAAAGAAACCGAAGUAGAAGAGGAUAAUAUGCCUAAUAUUACUGAUUGCACAUGGAGAUUGUCCAAUGAAAGCCUUCAUAACGAAAUUGUAAAUGUUAAAGACUUCUACGAAGAGAUAUGGAAUAGCAUAGAUAUGAAAAAUACUUUCAUCUUCAAUUAUCAUACAUGGGAAACAUUGGGAGAAUUAGAAUUUCCAAAGCAGUAUCAUUUUUUAACGGAUACUCCAAAUGCCAUGUCCCAUUUGACAAGAAUAAAGGAGAUUUGUAUUUUGUUGCUACUUCCAAAAAGGGUUAUCAAUAAUAUAGAUUUUCCAGAAGAAAUCUCAACUAAAGAGUUUGUAAAGAAUAUUAAAUUAUUAUUAAUGGGAACAGAAAGCAAAUCUUUUAAAUAUAACAACAAGAUGGGAUUUUACAUGUGUGAAAAUAUUGUUAUUUAUGGUAUUGACAAUGAAACAUUGACCAAUAUUUGUCAAAGAUUUCUAUCUUGGGGUAAUUGUUUCAAAUACUUAACAAACUUGACUACACCAAAUUCGCACGACGGAAAGUUGCUGCAAGAAGGUCUUAUAUUUAAGGCAAUGUGUACGAGUAUCAAAGAAAUACUUCUCCAUUACAAAGCUGCUCUUCUGCGUAUUUUUGAACAUAUUAACGAGCCUACAGGAUUACUGAAUGUUUUGAGUAAAAUUCAACCGGUGGGUCUCUUAUUAACAGAAGUAACUAAGCUCUGUCGAUGCAGUAAGGAAAAUGGAAAAAUGGGUGAAAAUAGCAAUAUUUUUGCUGUAGUUAACAAAAUGAUUACAAAAGUUACCCUUCCCAAAAUCGCCUUUGUUUUGUAUACCAUUUUAAAAUCCUGCUGUGAAGUUUAUUUCCGAUUUUUACAGAAAUGGCUAUUUGAAGGUAUAUGCCAUGACAUUUAUGGUGAAUUUAUGAUUAAAGAACAUUCACAGUUUCUACGUAGCAAAGGUCCUAAAUUUUGGACCAAAAGUUUUACCGUACAUCACGAGUCGGUUCCAAGCUUUCUAACUCGGUUAACAGAAUCUAUAUUACAGUGUGGCAAAGCAGUAAGACUUUUGAAAAUCUGUGAUCCUAAGAAUCCCGUGUGCAAUGUUUUUAAUGCUUUCCAACCGGAAUUAAAAGUAUGCUUGAGUGUUACGAUGUUACGCGAACAGUUGAUCAAAUGUAAAGAAUAUAAACGUAGAGGAGAAGAAGCUCUAGGUCGACCUAUAUCGCUUUCAGUGGCAAUUCAGGAUCAAAAAAAUGCUGAAAUAGAAAAAGCCAAAUUAGUCAUUAAUGCGCAACAGGAUACAUUACUGAGAAUCAAGAGAGAGCAAGAAGAAUUUUUGAAGACAACGAUAGAAAACAAAAGAGAACUUUUAAAAGUACUAAAGGAGCAAGCUAUUGAAGCUAAUUUAUAUAAAGCAAAAGAAAAGGAAGCUGAAAUGUUAACUGAUAGAUUACUUAUGGAACAAAAUAAUCAGAGAGAAGAAGAAUUAUACAACAGAAAUAUCUCCGAACGUGCUUAUUUACAAAAGUAUUACACCGAUCUUGACGCUACUAUUCAGAAGCAACAGACGCGCAUGCAGUGGUGUAACAAGAGAAUGAAAUAUUUUGAUGAAAGGGUAGCUGCAUUAAUGGAGGAAGAUAUAUGGAAAUGUACUCGUGUAUCGGAUGAACACGAAGUAUUGCAGAAUCUAAAAGACAAUGAAACCGAGGGAAAUAUAUAUAAUGUUCAACAACACGUUUUAAAUAAUAACGAGUCAAAUACAUUAUCCGACAAUAUAGCGCAACAAGAUGAAAAUAGUAAUUUUGAAGAAGUAGAACUUGUUGUAGAGAUAGAAGCGUUAAAGUCAUCAAAUAUCAAUAUUGUUAUUCAGUCUGACAAUGAGACGACAAGUACCUUAGCAAAUAUUCCUGAUAAUAAGAAGACAAAUAAAUCGUUUACGGUUAUUUCGGAUACACAGAGUAGAGAUUUAGAUACUCGUUUAGAAGAUCCAACGAAUAUGAACAAUAUUUAUAAACGGAAUAAUGAGAGAAGUAGUUUGCAAGAGUUUUUACGAAGCGAAGUAUCCAAAGAAUUACGAUUGGAAAAUGAUGUUACAAUUGGAAAUAAUAACGAGAACAAAAUUGUAAAGAGGCCUAAAAUUCUGGAAAUAGACAAAUUUGAUAACAUGACAGAAGCGCAGCGCAAUAAAAUAAAAAUGUUGAAACAUGAAUUUGGCGUAACGCCAAAUAAUAACAAUCAAUCGAAUUUAUUUUUUAUGGAAAGGAGAACAAUUCAAGAUGAUAAUAAAAAUUAUGCGUCAAGUGAUGAUGUUACCAAUAAUACAGUUAACGAUCAAACAAAAUGCAUCGAUGCAAUGGAAAGUAUUAGACGGAAUAGUAGUGAAAUAGUAGUAGUUAAAACUAAUAACGAUAAGAAUUCCAAGGAUGAAAUUGUUGGUCAAAUCAAUAAUAUCAACGAAAUUGCACAAAUUUCUUCCAUCACGGAUAAUUUAGUAUCGUCUGUAAAUAGUCUUAUGUCAAAUUUACCAACUUUUGAAGACGUUUCUCCUUUAGAUAUCAAUAGUUUGUCUUCGUCGUCAAACUCGAAAUUAAAUGGUGACAUCUCUUCCGUAUUUCCAGGAUAUUACAAUGUCAACAUUUCCACGCCCUCGACUUCAAAUGAUAAUGUUAAUUGUUCCGAUUUUACAUCAUUAACUAUAGCUGAUGUUGAAUUAAUAGAUAAUACAUCUCUGCAGGUUUAUCUGGAAAAAUCAAUUAUUAUACCAUUGCAGAUACAAAGUCAUAUCGUUAACGAUGCUCUUAUUAAAUAUUUAUUAAAUGAGCAUAAUAUGCUUUUACAUUUGCAAAGUUUGAGAAGUUAUUUCUUUUUAUUAAAUGGAGAAUUUGCCAAAUGCCUAACUAAUUCUUUAUACGCUCGUCUAUACGAAAUAUCCGUACCAGUAGAACUCUUCAAUUCGGCCACUUUAACAAAUGUAUUGGAGCGAGCACUUAUUAGUUCUUUCAGCAGUAAUUACAUGAAUUCGGAAUUGCUUAGCCUUUCAGCCAUUGAUAUACCGAUGCAAUUACAUAUUUCUGAUCCUUAUGCUUUGGAUUGUCUGUGCCUUAGUUACAAAAUUUCAUGGCCUUUGAAUAUUAUCUUGGACGACGCAGUGAUGCUACAAUAUAGUAAGGUGUUUAAAUUUUUAUUGAUGAUUGGUAGAGUACUCUGGGUAUUGCAAGAAGAUUUUCGUAUGAUGAGAGUUGAACAAAAAGCAUCCAUGUCGGAACAAUAUCAUAAGCUUCAACUGUACAGACAUUCGAUGACACAGUUUGUCAGUGCACUUCAUAAUUAUAUAACUUGUAGCGUAUUACAUGCAAGUUGGAUCGAAUUUGAGAAAGAUUUGUGUAACUCUUUGACUCUGGAUCAAGUGAGAUUUUCACAUGUAAAUUAUAUUAAAAGAAUUUUAUCAAGGUGUAUUCUUAAUACUCGUGGAGAAAAAAUGCGAACAUGUUUGGGUAACAUUUGUAAAGUUAUAUUAAAAUUUCACAACCGAUUAAGAUCUCAAAACUGGAUUUUUAAUUCAGAAGGUUACACUCAUCCUAAUUUUAACAAAUUAGAACAAAUGUAUGAGGUUUUCUGUGAAUUACGUACGUAUCUAUCUCGUAUAGCUCAUAAAUUAACUAUCAGCGGAUAUCAGCCGCAUUUAAUACAUUUUCUUAAUACUUUAAAUAUAAAUUAUAUGUACGAUUUAACAGAAAAGUCAUCCUAGUUUUAGAUUGUUAAAAAAUCAUUUCCAUUAAAUAAAUACAAUUACUGUGAUCUUUGGAUAUCGUUUGCAAGGAUAUCAAAUAAUCGCACUUGUAUACUUAUUUCAUACUUUU